This is a messenger RNA of Pygoscelis adeliae (Adelie penguin), 732 nucleotides long. RefSeq names its product midasin-like. The record is from RefSeq and is a predicted model, not a curated record. Lineage: Eukaryota; Metazoa; Chordata; Aves; Sphenisciformes; Spheniscidae. Gene Ontology annotation, cellular component: preribosome, large subunit precursor. The transcript is spliced from 6 exons. Gene Ontology annotation, biological process: ribosomal large subunit assembly; rRNA processing. The annotation marks the transcript as partial.
GCUAGUCGAGCUUUGUCCUUGCGAAAACAUCUUGAUUUGGUCACACAACUGAUUAUUCAGUGGCGUAGAUUGGAGUUGAAUUGCUGGUCAGUAAGUUUGGACAAUAUUAUGAAGCAGCAUGUAGAGAAAUCCACAAAGCACUGGUUCUCAAUCUAUCAGAUGAUUGAGAAGUAUGUUCAAGAACAGACAGAGGCAAACACAGAAGAAACUGAGCAAAUGGAUCUGAAAACACUGGUCAGCACACUACAAGCUUUCAUUGAAGGAUCCACGCUGGGAGAGUUUCAUGCACGACUUCAAGCACUACUGGUUUUCCACUGCCAUGUCCUGCUGAUGCCUCAAGUAGCAGAAAAGGAUGUUCUGUGCAGCAUCCUGUGGAAUCUGUACAAUUAUUAUAAGCAGUUUUCAGAGUGUGUUGAGGCCAGAAUCACUGAACUUCGUCAACCUAUAGAAAAGGAACUUAAGGAGUUUGUGAAAAUUUCAAAGUGGAAUGACGUCAGCUUCUGGGCUAUAAAACAAUCCGUUGAAAAAAUACGCAGGACCCUCUUUAAAUUCAUGAAGAAGUUUGAAGUUGUUCUGGAUGAGCCAUGUCGGCCUGCCUUGGUGGAAAUUGGUAAGGAAGAGCAGCUGGACUGUUUGCAAAAGCAGGAAGAAUCUGAGAACAAAGAGACCAAAGUUCAGAGGCUAAACAACACGCUGAGAAAAAUUCUGUCUGCUAGAACAGAUGUUGUCAAG